Molecule: messenger RNA, 153 nt
Organism: Solanum pennellii
Lineage: Eukaryota; Viridiplantae; Streptophyta; Magnoliopsida; Solanales; Solanaceae
Product: dolichyl-diphosphooligosaccharide--protein glycosyltransferase subunit 4B-like
Exons: 1
Coding region: 40-153 (37 amino acids)
Source: RefSeq, a predicted model, not a curated record
UCGUAAUUUUUGGGUUCUUCAAAUUUUACAAAAAUCUUAAUGGUUGCCGACCAGGACCUGAGUUUCUUUGCCAACAUUCUUGGAAUUUUUAUUUUUGUACUUGUGAUUGCUUACUAUUGUGAGAUGUCAGAUUUCAAAUAUGAAGCGAAUUGA